Molecule: messenger RNA, 394 nt
Organism: Aspergillus heteromorphus CBS 117.55
Lineage: Eukaryota; Fungi; Ascomycota; Eurotiomycetes; Eurotiales; Aspergillaceae
Product: double-stranded RNA binding motif domain-containing protein
Exons: 3
Coding region: 1-273 (90 amino acids)
Source: RefSeq, a predicted model, not a curated record
AUGGCUGCCGCAUAUAGCCCCCAGGCCUCGAAAUGGCAGGACAAACUGAAUGAGUAUUGCACGCAGGCCAAAAUCGCCCCUCCCGUCUACAAUUUCUUUACUGAUCGUCGAGGAGGUCGCACGGCCUGGUCCACGUCCGUCACCAUCCAAAGCCCAACUUCGCUGUACCCUCUCAAGUUCAACGCGCGAUACUUCUACGACGGCACCAACAAUGCCCAGGAGGACGCUGCCGAGGUAGCCCUGGGAAAGCUGCCUCCCCUCCGCCAGGCGUGAUGACCCAGGGGGCGAGCGGUGCGCGCACGCGCGCGAGAGAGAGGCUGUAUUUCUAGCACUGGUUUUGGCUGCCGUUUGAUAACUCUUCGUCGUCUUCUUCUUUUUUUCAUUCUUAUUAUUG